AUAGUAAUUUCCGAUGAAGAACGAAGUUGUUGUUUUGGAGCACUCGAUUAUUACAAUAUGAAAAAUUGAAAAAAUAACAAUCGUGAAAAUCUUAUUUUGUUGAACUUGUUUCAUCUAUGAAAUAUAAGCUAUAUCUAUUAUUAUUUAGAAUUAUGUUUUUCUCUUUGUCUAAUUAAAAAAAACAUUGCAAAUAUUAUAUUUUAAAACAAUGAUUUAUACUUAAAAAAUUGUGAUUAGUAUUUAAUAAGAGAAAAAGAUUACUUUCUGACAUAUUGUUCAUGUUAAAAUUACUCCAAAAUUAUAAAAAAUCAUUGUAUUUUACUGUUAACAAGAAUAAUAUUUUAAAAUAUGGAUUACAUAGAUUGGAAUCUUAUUUCAACAAUAGGAUGUUUUUGCUCUAAAAAAAUUAUAACGAUAAAUGGAAAGAAAUAUCGUAUUGUAGAUGAUCUUGGAGAAGGGGGUUUUAGUACUGUCCAUUUAGUAGAAAAUACAUUUACAAAAAAGAAAUAUGCUAUAAAAAAAAUUAUGUGUCACAGUUUAGAAGAUCAACAGAUAGCCACCAAGGAAGUUGAAUACCAUUCAAUUUUAAAACAUCCGAAUAUAAUUGAAUGUAUAGAUUAUGCUGAAAAAAGUAGUCCUGAUUCUCCAAUGAAUUACACAAGUGAAGUUUAUCUUGUCUUACCUUAUUACCAUAGAGGAACUUUGGCACAUGAAUUAGAGCUUAGAUCAAAAGUAAAUGAUCCUUUCAGUCCACUAGAUGUAUUAAAUAUGUUUCAAUAUAUAUGUGAAGGAGUUAAAGCAUUCCACGAUAUGAAACCUGAACCACUUGCUCAUAGAGAUUUAAAAACUGCAAAUAUCUUAUUAGAUAACGGAUAUGUACCUAUAAUAAUGGAUCUAGGAUCAGUUGCACCUGCUCGAGUAAAAAUAUGUGGAGCACAAGAAGCUCAAACACUAGAAGAUUUUGCAGCAGAAAGGUGUUCAAUGCCUUAUAGAGCACCAGAAUUAUUUAAUGUUGAAAAUUAUUGUAUGAUAGAUGAACGCACCGAUAUUUGGUCAUUAGGAUGUAUAUUGUAUGCCUUAUGUUACUAUAAAUGUCCUUUCGAUGAUGUAUAUGAACGUGGUGAUAGCAUAGCUUUAGCUGUAAUUAAUGCAAACAUCAAUUUUCCCGAAGAUGAGCGUUAUAAUGAGGAUAUCAAAAACUUAAUUUUAUCAAUGCUGAAAACCAAUCCUAUGGAACGGCCUUAUAUCUAUAGUGUAAUUGAACAUACACAUGAUGUAAUUAAAAAAUUACAGAACACAGUGUAAACACAGAGACGAAUACGAUAAAUAAUAUUUUAAACUUUUUGUGGAGAGUGUAAAAUAUUGUAAGAUAUUUCGUAUAAGUAAUAUAUUAUAUAAAAGUUUUUAUUAAUAA
This is a messenger RNA of Chelonus insularis, 1414 nucleotides long. Its product is annotated as serine/threonine-protein kinase 16. Gene Ontology annotation, biological process: protein phosphorylation. Gene Ontology annotation, cellular component: Golgi apparatus; cytoplasm. The record is from RefSeq and is a predicted model, not a curated record. Lineage: Eukaryota; Metazoa; Arthropoda; Insecta; Hymenoptera; Braconidae. The coding region runs from base 349 to 1305 and encodes 318 amino acids. Gene Ontology annotation, molecular function: ATP binding; protein serine/threonine kinase activity. The transcript is spliced from 6 exons.